CGGCGUGGGGCGGGGCGGCGGUUCUCUGUGCCGGCUGUUGGUCGCACGGUCAGCUCGGGUCAGCUGCAGCGGGAUCACCGGAGCUCGGGAAAUGGCGGCGCCCAGGUCGGAAGCGGCGGCGGUGGCGGCGGCGAGGGGACAGCCCCCGCGGGGCGGCGGCGCGGGCAGGCUUGGCCGGUCCCGGUGGCGGUGGGGCCUGGCGGGCGCGAGCUGCGCGCUCCUGCUGCCGCUCCUGCUGCUGCUGCUGUGCGCGCCCCCGAGCGUGGCCCAGAAGAAGAAGGAGAACCUCUUGGCUGAAAAAGUGGAACAGCUGAUGGACUGGAGUGUGAGGCGCUCAGUUAUCCGAAUGAAUGGGGACAAGUUCCGGAGGUUUGUGAAGGCGCCCCCCCGGAAUUACUCAGUCGUGGUGAUGUUUACGGCCCUGCAGCCGCAGAGGCAGUGCUCCGUGUGCAGGCAGGCCAAUGAAGAGUACCAGGUGCUGGCAAACUCCUGGCGUUACUCCUCAGUCUUCUCCAACAAGCUUUUCUUCAGCGUUGUGGACUAUGACGAGGGUGCAGAUGUUUUCCAACAGCUCAACAUGAACUCGGCGCCGACCUUCAUGCAUUUUCCUCCGAAGGGGAAACCCAAGCGUGCUGACACUUUUGACCUGCAGAGAAUUGGGUUUGCCGCAGAGCAGCUCGCCAAGUGGAUUGCCGACCGGACGGAUGUUCAUAUCCGAGUUUUCCGGCCCCCCAACUACUCGGGCACCAUCGCCUUGGCCCUGCUGAUCUCUCUUGUAGGAGGCCUGCUGUACUUGAGGAGAAACAACCUGGAGUUCAUCUACAACAAGACGGGCUGGGCCAUGGCUUCCCUGUGUGUGGUCUUUGCUAUGACAUCAGGACAGAUGUGGAACCACAUCCGGGGACCUCCAUAUGCUCAUAAGAACCCUCAGAAUGGACAAGUGAGUUACAUCCACGGGAGUAGCCAGGCUCAGUUUGUGGCCGAGUCACACAUCAUUCUCCUCCUAAAUGCUGCCAUCACCAUGGGGAUGGUCCUCCUCAAUGAAGCUGCCACCUCCAAAGGGGACGUGGGCAAGAGAAGAAUCAUCUGCCUGGUGGGCCUGGGCCUGGUGGUGUUCUUCUUCAGCUUCCUGCUGUCCAUCUUCCGCUCCAAGUACCAUGGAUAUCCCUACAGCUUUUUAAUUAAAUGAAAUCCUGCAGGAUUUGCCCAAGAUGAAUGUUUGCCAUGAAGAUAAACUUUACCUGAUCCUGAUCCCAGUGUUCAUUCUUUAGGAUGUUUGGUGGUUCCACCAGUAACUGUGAUAAGUUAGACUCAUCUUGUAUGUGAUUAAUUGUGCAUUUUGCUAGUGAAAAUAAUAGAACAUUUAAUUUUUGGAAAGACAGCCAAAUGGAACGCCGCCUUUACAGAGGACGCGCCAGACAGCGGUGUGAGGGUAUUAUUUAUUUCCAGUACGUGGUACGGGGUUGGAUUGUUCAGGAAUUGGUCAAAGAAACCCAAGCAUGAUUGGUGUAAGUUCUCUUGCCAGCGGCUCAGACACAAGCUGUGUGCAUGAAAUCUGUGUUCUAUGUGUGUGAAUUCAUCCUGUGGCUGUGAUAAAGUCACUGAGCUCUCA
Trichosurus vulpecula (common brushtail) is the source of this 1612-nucleotide messenger RNA. It is a transcript of the gene TUSC3, whose product is annotated as tumor suppressor candidate 3. The coding region runs from base 92 to 1189 and encodes 365 amino acids. Gene Ontology annotation, cellular component: oligosaccharyltransferase complex. The record is from RefSeq and is a predicted model, not a curated record. Lineage: Eukaryota; Metazoa; Chordata; Mammalia; Diprotodontia; Phalangeridae. The transcript is spliced from 10 exons.